CAUACAUCUACCCACAAUUAAUAUACUCCCUAUUAUUUCAUAUACUCAAACAAAACUUCAAGCCUGCAAAUUCUCUCACUUAAAAUUAAGAUUUGUACAGUCAGGCAACGGAGAAUUUUGGCUCUCUUCCGACAUUAAGCAAAAAGUGGGAUUUUAGAAUUUUGGAGGUGAAAAAUGGGGUUGAUAUCAUUGUUGGAGGUGUCAUUGAUGCCAAUUCUACAAGUGCUUAUAUUGUGUAUGUUGGGAGCUUUCAUGGCUACUGAUUAUCUCAAGCUUUUCCCGGCCCAAACUCGACGAGCCUUGAACCGCAUUGUGUUUUCAGUGUUCACUCCAGCAUUGGUGUUUUCAAGUCUUGCAAAGACAGUGAAGCUCCAAGACCUUAUUUCAUGGUGGUUCAUGCCUGUGAAUAUUGGGAUCACCUUUAUGAUAGGAGGCACACUUGGAUGGAUAGCUGUCAAAAUACUAAAACCACAACCUUACCUCCAAUAUCUGGUGGUGGCUAUGUGCGCUACUGGCAACUUGGGAAACAUUAUGGUCAUUCUUAUCCCAGCUAUGUGUGAAGAGCCCGGCAACCCCUUCGGAGAAAAAUCCGCCUGCAGAACAAUUGGUCUCUCCUAUGCUUCUCUCUCAAUGGCUCUAGGUUGCUUCUACAUGUGGACGUACACGUACCACUUGAUACAAAACUCGAGCACAGUGUAUCGUGCAAUGCUUGGGGAGGGGGAGACCGCGAACGAACAAAACAAGGAUUUGGAAGCCACUCAGACAACAAGUCUUCUUCAUCAUCAUAGUAGUGCAACGGAUCUGAAGCCAGCUGAAGCACUAGGGAACAAAUUGUUGGCAGUUUCGCGUCAAAUAUUGGAAGAGCUAAAAGCACCUCCCGUCGUUGCUGCUUUUGUGGGGUUCGUAUUUGGUGCUGUUUCGUGGCUUAGAAACCUUGUCGUUGGCAGCAAUGCUCCACUUAAAGUGGUCAAUGAUUCCAUCACAGUCAUAGGGGAUGCAACCAUUCCUUGCAUCAACCUCAUCCUAGGGGGCAACCUCACAGAAGGAUUCAACAAGUCGAAAUUGGAGCCAAAACUGGCAGUUGUGGUGAUCGUAGUGAGAUACAUGUUGCUUCCAGCAGCGGGAAUUGGAGUUGUGAAAGCAGCGGCGCAUUUUGGGCUUCUCCCGGAAGAUCCACUGUUCCAGUUCGUGCUCAUGGUCCAGUACACUCUUCCACCAGCUAUGAACAUUGGAACCAUGACACAACUAGUUGAUGUCGCACAAGAGGAAUGUUCUGUCCUAUUUCUCUGGACCUACAUAGCAGCCGCCUUUUCGCUCACUGCGUGGUGCACUGUUUUCAUGUGGGUUUUGUCCUAAUCAACCAAUUAUGCAUUUGACCUCGGAUGCCAAUCCUUGGAAGCCCCAUAAUUCAAAGAAGCAGCAGCAAAAUCGAACAAAUAAAGAUACUACGAGUCAAGUCAGCAGAUUAUUUCGUUUGGUAUUCUAUUGAUUGUUUCGAUCAUAUUUUCAUUUUUUGGUUGCUUGUAUUGAUGCAUAUAUAUAGACAUAGUAUUAUUCAUUCAAGUCAGCACAUGUACUGCAAAGAAACACAGUACAAAACUCUGGCCGGAUGUACACAAGCUUUUGCCCUAAAUGUGUGGAGAAUUAGAGUCUGAUAGAACAUCACUCUUGAGUUAUUUGAAGUA
Messenger RNA from Salvia hispanica, 1685 nucleotides. Its product is annotated as protein PIN-LIKES 7. Gene Ontology annotation, cellular component: membrane. NCBI's taxonomy places the organism in Eukaryota, Viridiplantae, Streptophyta, Magnoliopsida, Lamiales, Lamiaceae. The record is from RefSeq and is a predicted model, not a curated record. Gene Ontology annotation, biological process: endoplasmic reticulum to cytosol auxin transport.